This is a messenger RNA of Carassius auratus (goldfish), 3539 nucleotides long. RefSeq names its product leiomodin-1-like. Bases 221 to 2311 code for a protein of 696 amino acids. The transcript is spliced from 3 exons. Gene Ontology annotation, molecular function: actin binding; tropomyosin binding. Gene Ontology annotation, cellular component: cytoskeleton; myofibril; striated muscle thin filament. Lineage: Eukaryota; Metazoa; Chordata; Actinopteri; Cypriniformes; Cyprinidae. The record is from RefSeq and is a predicted model, not a curated record. Gene Ontology annotation, biological process: pointed-end actin filament capping; actin filament organization; myofibril assembly.
AGGAAUGUUCGCACCACAAACUUGAGCUGAUCCUCCAUCGCGUCUGGCGCUGCUCCUCGUGUUCCCAGAAAGGCUUCAGUUUGACUCUUUUCAUCCUCCUUCAUUUUAAACUUUAACUGUUUAUGAAUAGAUUUUUUUUUUCAAACGGGAAAUAAGUGAAAAUCACCAGAAUAUCUUCAACAAAACUUUACAUCAGUCUGUGUCACUACUGAACGCAACUAUGUCCCGGAGGAAAGUGAGGGGACUCACGAAAACCGGACGACAGGUGAGCGAGGAUCCGGACCUCGACAGUUUGCUGUCAAACCUGUCGCCCGAGGAAAUGGAGGAGCUGCAGAAAGAGGUUUCUGUCGUUCCCGAUCCAGAUCCGAGUGAAAUCAUCGUUGUGGACCAAACAGAUUUUAAACCAACCGCGCCAGUUAAAAAGGAAUCACAGCUGAGCAGCCAGACCGAUGACUUCAGAUCCCGCUUCCAGAGAAACCUUUCAACUGAGGGAGAGCCGAAGAAGGAGAGCCGGAAGCAAGAGUACCUGCGUAAGAUGGGCCUAAGCCAAGAGAAGAAUACCUCCGCAUCUGAUAGCAAAGAUGGGGGACUUCAAAGGACCCCUUCCACCUCUUCCUUCUCUAAACGUGAUGGUAGGAUGGAGGACAGAACCUGCAAAGUCACAGAGGGCAGCAAAGAUGACAAAUUUGGCCCAUCUGACCUUUCUAGGAAGGACGAGGAGAGUGAGAAGAAAGUAGAGGUGAAGGAUCAAAAUGAUAGGAGUAAAUUCAAAGAUAGACGAGAGAUGAGAGAAAGUAGUAGCAGCAAAACCAAAGAAUUAAUAUCCAAGCUUCAGGAGAAGAAGGAGGAUAGUAAAGAGAAAAAUAAAAAGGAAGACAGUUGGAAAAGGGAAUCUGGGGAAAGUAGAGCAAAGGAGAUGAUUUCAAGGAUGAAGGAGAAACAGGAGAAGGAAAUGGAGAGAAAGGAAGAGUUUAGGAAGAGAGAGGAAAACAAAACUAGAGGCUAUUCAUCCAGAAUAGAGGAAAAACAAAAUCAGGUUCUAGAAGAUAAACUGAAAGAAACCAAGAAGGACAAUGAAGAAAACAAAAUAAGAAGGUUAAGUGAAAAGGUGAAAGAGAGCCCCUUGUUGGAAGUAAAGGGACUUCCUGAAAAUACAGAGAAAGAACCCCAAAAAGCUGUGAGGAAGACACAAGAAUUUGCUGAAAAAUCAAUAAUCGAUAAGGAAACUGAGGAUGUUCAGAAAAAAAAUGAGAUUGUAAAGGAAGUUAAUGAGCCCAUUAAGGAAGAGAAAAUUGGAAACGGUGUCUCAGACACUAUUUCAAAAAGUAAGACAACAGAGGAGGAAGAGGAGGAUGAGUCGACCAGCAUGUUUGAUGAAGAUCUGGAGAGAGUUUGUUGUAAUGAUCCAAGCAUGACUGACCUCAACGUUAACAAUUCUGAGGUCAUAAAAACCAAAACACUUAUUCAGUUCUCAGAGGCCCUAAAAAACAACACACACAUCAAAGUGUUUUCUUUGGCUAACUGCCGAGCUGAUGACCAUGUGGCUUAUGCUAUUGCAGAGACCUUGCGCAAUAACAAAAGCAUCACUAGCAUCAAUUUGGAUUCCAAUCUUCUGACUAGCAAAGGCGUUAUGGCCUUGAUCCGUGCCCUCCAACACAACUCCACACUCACUGAGUUACGCUUCCACAACCAGCGACACAUCAUCGGAGGAAAGUCUGAGAUGGAGAUGACCAAAAUCUUGAAAGAAAACACAACUCUUCUGAAAUUGGGCUACCACUUUGAGUUAGCUGGCCCUCGUAUGACCAUGACCAAUAUUCUGAGUCGCAAUAUGGACCGUCAGCGGCAAAAGCGGCUGCAGGAACAGAAGCAGGCUCAAGCCCAAGGCACUGGAGACAAGAAAGACUCAUUAGAAGUUCCAAAACCUGGCUUCGGUAAAAGCUCCCCGAGAGCUUCACCCAGGCCAUCUCCCAUUCCUUCUCCCAUACCAUCACCUGCCCCGUCACCCAAGUUGACUCACAAGAAAAGGCUCAGUGGGUUUGGUGGUGGACAACCACCUCCACCACCACCUGGAGGACCACCACCACCACCUGGAGGACCACCACCACCUGGAGGACCACCACCGCCUCCACCUCCAAUGCUAGAUGGAGAUUUCCUGAAGAACUCCCUGACGCCCGUAUCACAAAGGAAGCUAGACAAUAGGAGUGGUGGAAGAGGAGGAGCUCAAAACUCAAGAGACCAACUUCUGGCUUCCAUUAGAGGCACCAAUAUCAGAAAGCUCAAAAAGGUUGCAUUACCAAAGCUCUUGCAAUAAUCCAGCAUUACAGAGAUAUAGUUGUGGGUGAAAAAAAAGACAGGAAUGAAAGGACAGACAUCUCACAGACCUUGAGAAGAUCAUUACUCAGAAUCUUCCAUACAGAGUCUUACUGCUGCCCUAUAGUAUGGAAGACAUGCAAGGAUUCGUAUAUAAUCAAAUGCACAGCCUCUACCCAGGAGUCUUUGUACAAAAUACACUGGACGAUAUAAAGAAAUGAAAGUGUUGGGCAGUCAUGGGUGCUCAGAGUCUUCAGUGGCCUGUGGAACUGCAGAGUUUAUUCCUUGCUUGUCAUUUGCACUAAAUUAAUAAUUUCAUACGAUAGAUUUACUAGUGUGUGUUUGGAACAGUAUGAGUGGAUGCUGAGCAGAUGUUUGUUUCUGCAGUAGAAUUGGAUUUUCUUACAGGUGACUGAAUUGAGCUAUGUAAGAAACAAUAAUUGCCUGUAUUUUAUCCUAGUUAUUUUGGGUUUGGGAAUCUCUAUAGCAGUGAUCCUCAAAUCUGGCUCGCGAGAUCCAGUUUCCUGCAGAGUUUAGCUCCGACUCCAAUUAAACACACCUGCCUGUGAUUUUCUAAUUAUCCUGAAGACACUGAUUAGCAAACUCAUGUGUUUUUGAUUAGGGUUAGAGCUAAACUUUGCCGGAAAGUGGAUCUCGCGAGCCAGAUUUGAGGAUCACUGCUCUAUAGUAAAAGCUCUUGCUGAUCAGGGAAUAAUAAAAUCACAAAUCAAUGUAUAGUUUCCAUGGUACUACAGAUUUUUUAAUACAUUGUUUUAAAUGAUUGAGUGUGAAAGAGAACAGAAUUACAGCAUUCAAGAGAAAGGGAUUGAUAAUCAGAUCUAUGUGAAUAUGACUGCCUAAACAAACAAUAUUUAUUUUGAUCUGAGUUUUCCUUUAACUUUGUAUGUAAUCCAUUGAUUAUAUAAAUGUUGAUCACGUGUGAUCCAUCUGUAAUUUAUAAAAAAAAAAUUAAUGUAGCAAGUUUUUACUUUGGGAAUGGAAGCAAUCUCUGCACAAAAAAAAGGUUAAUGUACCUUACAUGCUUAGGUAAUAUAUUUUCAUGCUUGUAUGAAAGUCUCUUCAACAUCUGAAGGCUAAAUGUAUGCUUAAUGAAAAUAAGCAGUAUGAAACAUAAAUUCACAAAUCUUUUUUUCAGGUUUCAAUGUGGGAAAUCAAGCUGAAUAAUUCAGUGUGUGUUAUUUAGAAAAAUAAAACUUGUUUUAGAUGAA